Molecule: messenger RNA, 2043 nt
Organism: Salvia splendens (bonfire salvia)
Lineage: Eukaryota; Viridiplantae; Streptophyta; Magnoliopsida; Lamiales; Lamiaceae
Product: putative E3 ubiquitin-protein ligase RING1a
Exons: 9
Coding region: 666-1739 (357 amino acids)
Source: RefSeq, a predicted model, not a curated record
UGUAUCUCUUUAUGCGUGCGGCUUUUAUACAUGCGAGAUGCGUGUUGUGUUAGUCUAGAUGUGCGGUUGUAGCUUGAGAUCUGCCUGUUUUAAAGUGGUAGAAUUUCCUAACUUAGGUCUGUUUGAAGAGGAUCUUCGGGAUUGUUCGUCUAUUUUCCUUGUUUUUCAUUCAUUGAUGUGUUUGGUGAGCCUCGAUUUUGGAUUUGGCUACUGCGAUGUGAAUUUUCUUUUAGAAAUUGAAUAUGGCACGUGAAAUCAUGCAUGAUCCGCUCGGGGCUGUUGCGACUUUAGGAUGUUUUUGUGGUGGUUAGGUUCCGAGGUUGCUUUAGAUGGAAAUGGUAAUUUUGCUUCAGUUUUCCAGCUGUAUGAUCUCUAUCUUCUAUAGAUUGCUUCUUUCAUGUUAGUGCUUAUGUUUCUGGAAAUUGUGUGGAAAUACUCCGUGGCUUAAUUAAUGUCCACUUCAAUGAGGAGGUUUUUGUUGUUUUGCUGUUAACAUAUAUUGAAUACUGCAUUAUAUAUUGAACUUCUGAAUGGCCGUGUCAUGACUAUAUUUCUUAUUUUGAGAUUGCACGCAGUCUUGAUUUAUUGUAGUGAAACUGGCGGAAGUGCGAAAGGAAGUCCAGUGUCCAAUAUGUUUAGGCAUCAUUAGGAAGACAAGAACAGUCAUGGAAUGCUUGCAUCGCUUUUGCAGAGAGUGCAUUGACAAAUCCAUGCGACUUGGCAACAACGAAUGUCCUGCUUGCCGCACUCAUUGUGCUAGUCGGCGUUCUCUAAGAGAUGAUCCAAAUUAUGAUGCCCUGAUCGCUGCUCUCUAUCCAGACAUCGAUAAGUACGAGGAAGAGCAGGAACUGGCUUUCCAUGAAGAGGAGAGAGCUCGCAAUAAGCAGAUCCAAGCUUCUAUUGCCCAGACUUUCCGUCGUCAAGCUGAAGCUCUAGGAAAGAAACGAACAACAAGAGCUACAUCCGCAACAUUUGUCAGGAGGCAGGGCAAUCAUCGAAAUUUGCGAGGUCGGAGAAACCGUGCUGCUGAACGCAACGGAUCUGAUGAAGAGGAAGGUAUUAAUGGACAUGAUGAGAGUAAAGACUCAUCCUCAACUGACGAGCACUCUGAACCCAAAACAAAAAGAUACAAGAGAUGGGGAGGAGCUCGUAGAUCACAGCCAUCACCGGGGGGUAGUGGAGAUGAUGCUGAUUAUUCAGAAGCAACCAGGGGGAUACUUGGUGCAUCUUCUACACCUCAUGGCAGUACAGAACUUAUUGCCUGGGGAAGAGGCCGCAAUCGCAGUAAUAACCGACAUGGUGGCCUGAAUUGGACAAAUGGUAGGGUUACUAGGGGUCACCGGUUGUCAAAGCUGACUAAUCGUCUCAAAUCUUUACAUGAAAGCGAUGAAAUGUUGAAAAUUAGUGUCAUGAUUGUCUCAUUGCACGAAGAGACGAUACCCAACUUGAAGCGACCGUACCUCUGCUGCAGCCCCACAUCGUCAGUGAGACACUUAUGCCAGUAUGUUGCUAUGCAGACAUCCAUGGAAGCCAGUGAGAUUGAGAUGCUAAUAAUAAAAGACUUCCAUCCUGUGAACAACUCGCUAAUUCUCCCGAAAGAAUCUGGUGCCUUAGAUCCUAACCAGAACGAGCUGCAUUUGUUGGAUGAGCAGCAAACUUUGGAGGAAAUUAAUGCCAGGUUUACUCAGCACCAUCUGGUUUUUGCAUACCGGCCAAAGGCGAAACCCGAAGGGAAGUGAUGAUAACUUAAAUCGGUCUUCCUGUGCCAGAACAAUGCAGGAAGUAAGUUUCCUGCAGUUUUUCUAAUUAUAUACAUGUAUAUUCCUGUUCAACUCAAGUGGUUUUACAAGUAAAGAGAGUUACCAUAUAUAAGCAAUCAAAGCAACUAGAUUCUAGAGACUAUGGUGAUAUAGUUGCGCAUAUAUAAUAUAUGUAUGCCUUCAACUUGUUAAAUUAUGUAUGGUCUUUUGUAUGCGAAGAAGCAUCCUUUUUUCUAAUGGAGCCUCUCACAACACUAAUUAAUGUUGAGCUGUUUUUCUAUCA